CCCGUUCCAUCAGUUUAAGCAAAUGGCGUCGUACAGGUGGAUAUCGUUGCGUCAAAUUUCACAAAUCAUGAAUGAAUUCUAAGUGCCGUCGCGCAUUUCUCAUGAAUUGAGGGUAUCGUCAGCUCCGGUAAGCCUCCUCUCGACCACGAUACAUUUUCUGCGCAUGGAAGCGAUUCCGCGACGUGAGAAACCGCGUAUCUCCCCGGGACGUUUUCACAUAUUUUGCAACCAAGGUGCAUAUCAAACCAUGAACGAAGUAAGCGGAGGAAAGCAAGAUGUACCCAAUACCUCAAAUUGGGAAGCUUUAUCAGGGCAAUCGGUGUCAUCGUUGCCACCCAUGCAUCACCAUCAUCAAGUACUACAGCAAGAUACAAAUUCAACAGUAGCACAAGUUAUAGUUCCUACACCUGUUAAGCUCCAAACACCUAUAUUAACACCUGCACAGACUGUAGCCGAUCAUUGUCCACAACUUGGGCACAUACAGCAACCACCUCUUAUAACUCAGGGUACACCACCAGGAAGCUUUCCAGAGCUUGAGUUAUCUCUGGAACUUCAACAACAAGGAUGGAAGAAAUUUUGGAGUAAACGGGAAAAUCGACCAUAUUUCUGGAAUAAAUUGACUGGAGAAUCUUUGUGGGUGUUACCUUCUCUGAAACCUCAGUUUGAUCCAAUCACGGAUCCACUUGGCAUUUGUGGUGUGCCACCGCCACCUGGGAAUGGUACUAUUCCACCUAGUACGCCAGGUGCUACAUUAAAACGAAGAGCAUCAGAGGAUGGAGCAGUUCCACCAGCAAAGAAAUUUGUAUUGGCGGGUCCAUGGGAUCUGGACAUACCUACGAAUGUUAUAAUAUAUGAGCGAGCACCAUCAAAUUUGAUGCAUGUUCAUCCCGCGGCGGAGGCUCUGCGUUGCGCUUUAUUAGCAAAGCUGCGGCAGUGUUAUCAAGAGUUAUGCCACACUCGCGAAUCUAUAGACGCGCCGAAAGAUUCCUUCAACAGGUGGCUGAUGGAACGGAAAGUCAUCGAUUGUGGCUCAGAUCCAUUGUUACCGAGUCAAUGCUUCCCUGAAAUUUCAAUGUCGAUGUAUCGUGAGAUCAUGAACGAUAUUCCUAUUAAAUUGGUUAGGCCGAAGUUCACGGGAGAUGCGAGGAAACAGUUGUCACGUUAUGCUGAAGCGGCGAAAAAGAUGGUUGAAUCGAGAGCGGCAUCGCCCGAGAGUCGGAAAGUGGUCAAGUGGAAUGCGGAGGAUACUUUUCAGUGGUUGAGAAGAACGGUUGGCGCCACAUUUGACGAUUUCCAGGACAGGCUUGCCCAUCUGAAGCGACAGUGUCAACCACAUCUCACAGCGACCGUUAAAGUUAGCGUUGAGGGGAUAUGCCUGAAAAUUUAUCAUUUAUCGACGGAAUAUGCAAAGAAAGUGAAAGACAAAAACAAUCAGAUUCUUAAGGACAAUGGUCUAGGGGAUGUUAUACCGCUAGGAGGUCCUGCUAGCACGCAGAGAAAAGUUUGGUGUUAUCCAGUGCAAUUUUCCCUUCCCACACCGAGACUUCCACAGGUGGAUUACCUUCCUGAGCGCGAGCAAGUAAUGCUGCGUUUUCACGGUGACACCAUGUAUAUUAAUAACACGCACUUUGCUAAACUGGAACAUUUGUAUAGGUAUAACAGUUUUGAUGACAAAAAGUUUGAAAUGUUUCUGUCACGCGUGUGGUGUAUGCUGAAACGUUAUCAGACGUACCUCGGAAUCAACGAGGGCCAAGCAACUCAAAUGGCUCUUCCGGUGACAGUUUUCGAAUGCCUUCAGAGAUCGUUCGGCGUUACUUUCGAAUGUUUUGCCUCGCCUCUAAACUGCUACUUUCGGCAGUAUUGUUCAGCGUUUGCCGAUACGGACUCGUACUUUGGAUCAAGGGGACCAUUCUUAGACUUCAGGCCAGUCAGCGGAUCGUUUCAAGCGAAUCCACCGUACUGUGAGGAACUUAUGGAAGCUAUGGUCAACCACUUCGAGCGUCUGUUGGCCGAUUCGACCGAGCCCUUGUCGUUCGUGGUAUUUUUGCCGGAGUGGCGUGAUCCGGCUCCUAACGCGCUCAUAAAACUCGAGGGUAGUCACUUUAAACGCAAACAAGUAGUAGUACCCGCUAUGGAACAUGAAUACCGACACGGAUUUCAACACAUUCUUCCAAAAGGUGAAGUAAACAUCCGAGCGGCGUAUGGCACGCUAGUUGUGUGGUUACAAAAUCCAGCUGGUGCUGCGCGAUGGGGACCUACGGAAGAGCGGGUUGAAGCGUUAUUAGAAGCGUGGCGACCUGGUCGAGAACGAGAAAGAGAUAGGCAAGAGCUUCUGUCCCCGCCGCGACAAACACAUCAACCGAUACCAGCAACGCCAGUACCUGUACCAACAACACCAUCUACACCAACGGUGCCACCUGUACAGACACUACCAAGUCAUCCUAUAUAAUUAAGUGAUAUAGUUGAAUGAUCUUUGUGUGAGAGAGGGAGAAAACAAUAUAAAAAAUAGGAAAAUAGUUUCCUAUGCUUGGAGAUAAAUACGCUUUAUCUCUUGUAAUAUAACUUCUUUGUUAAGGAAAUUUAUUUGAUAUUUUAACAGAUAUAAAAUACAGAAAGAAUAAAGUGUAAAAAAUGAAAGAAGUGUUAGGUAAUUAUAAACAGAGAAAUUAAACAUAACAUAUAGAAACAAUAUAAACGUUACUUUAUAAUCAACAAUAUUUUCAUGCUAAAAUCCUUUGACGGCAUGAUGUCAGUUACAUUUUGAAAUAAUCACAUAGAAAUUAUUGAUUACUAAUGGAUGAUUAAUGAGCAUUUGACUCUAUGUUAACAGCGGAAUAAAAUCCCGUUGUUUACUUCUGUUUAGCCUUGAUAAACAGUAAAACUAAUGUAAGAAUUGCAUUGAGAAACACAUCUAACAUAUAAAAAGAGUUUACUUAUCGAGAAAGCAAGCGCACAUUGCAGAAAGUCUAAAAUUUGCAAUAGUGGUUAAUUGUUGUUGAUCAUUGCGUUGGACUUUGUGACAUGUGAUGCUUCAAAUAUUAAAUAUAAAUAUUUUAUCUUGCUAUGCAAGAUAAAAAUUGAUUACUAUUGUAAAUUUCAGAGGAUUAGAUUUAAAAGAAUAACAAAUGUAUAGAUGUAUGUUGUAUGUACGUAUGUGGAUGAAAGUGGUAGGAUGUGUGUGUCGCCUAUAACUCUGUUUAUUUGUGACCGAAAACAAAUUUUUAUCAAAAUGCGAUAAAAUUAUUCACCAUAUAUUUUUAACCAUGACAAUCUUUUUCUUCAAUAACGGAGAGCAUACAUAGGAAAAAAGGAGCUAGCUUUCGUUUUAAAUAGCUCUUUGUCGGUGCAAUAUUUUGUAUCAGUUUAUAAGUAGUUAAAAAUCAUAAAAGAGGAAUAUAAACAGAACUUUGAGAAAGACUGUACAGAACUUCUUUGCAUGAGACAAAGCACAUUUUUAUUAUAAAUAUUGUACAGACGUAUAUCAUAUAGGGAAGAGAUAUAAUUUUCUUAUUUCUAUUUUUUUCAGCGAGCUUCUACAAAAUUAAUCGAAAUAAUUGGGGUACUGUUACAGAUAAAUGAAUUUCUAUAAUUCUUAUUUACUUCAUGCAUAUCUGCAUUAACUUAUAUCGGAAUAAUGGAAGACUUAUAAAUGGUUACAUAUAUGGAAUAACGCGAAGCAAGGUGCCCAUUCAUAAGCAUUAUAUUAUUAGAAGUUAUAUAUUUAUGAAUAUGUAAUUUCCAAUAAUGUAACUUAUGCAUUAUUUAAUUAUUUUAUUAAAAAUUUGUGGUCGAGGCAAUUUAUCAACAUGUCGGGCACUUCUCUCACUGAAAUAGUGAUAUUUAUAUCUUAUAAAUUUUGUAUAUUUUUAUUAAAAUAUCACAUACGCUAGUGUAUAUACAUACACAUGCAUAUAGGCGCACACAUGCGCGUGUGCAUGUAUAGCCAUAUUUAGAAAUUAAGAUAUUUAUGCUUACAUAAUUGAAAAGUAAAUAAGACAAUACGUUAAAAAGAUAGAUAUAAGUUACGUUUUGUGAGAUACUAUUAUUUUAUAAGCAGCAGAAAUGUAUCCACGAUUAGGUUGCACUUUGUAGCUUAAUAGAGUACAGAUAACAAAUUUUUAUUGUAAAUCCUUAUAUUUAGAGUAGUAUAUGUUCAACUAAAGAAAAGAAAAA
Solenopsis invicta (red fire ant) is the source of this 4173-nucleotide messenger RNA. It is a transcript of the gene Pcif1, whose product is annotated as mRNA (2'-O-methyladenosine-N(6)-)-methyltransferase. Lineage: Eukaryota; Metazoa; Arthropoda; Insecta; Hymenoptera; Formicidae. Gene Ontology annotation, cellular component: nucleus. The transcript is spliced from 6 exons. Gene Ontology annotation, molecular function: mRNA (2'-O-methyladenosine-N6-)-methyltransferase activity; RNA polymerase II C-terminal domain binding. The record is from RefSeq and is a predicted model, not a curated record. The coding region runs from base 164 to 2449 and encodes 761 amino acids.